Molecule: messenger RNA, 3138 nt
Organism: Nomia melanderi (Alkali bee)
Lineage: Eukaryota; Metazoa; Arthropoda; Insecta; Hymenoptera; Halictidae
Source: RefSeq, a predicted model, not a curated record
UUCUGACAGUUAAUCGCACCGCGAUACCGAGGCCGCUGCCCAAAGAGGUGGAGCUGGCGGUCGUCGCGGAGGAUUACGGCAAACCACCGGCGUCGGCCGUCUGCUCGGUCGUGGUGCGACUGAGCAGCCUGAAGAGCACCCUGCCAGGCAAGGAGUACAAGAUAACGGUGAAGGAAAAUUCGUCGAGGGGCACCACGCUGAUGAGACUGUCCGACGUGGACCUGUUGGACGGCAGCAUCGUUGCUGGCGACGACAGCGGGACGUUCGAAGUGUCCAGAGGAAAGUUGAUACUCUCCAAGGUGCUCGACAGAGAGACGAAAGACAAGUACGUUUUGCGGCUAGGCUCCAAGAACGAGAACAUGACGAUCGGCUCGCUGGUAGGAGACGAGCCCGUAACGGUGAUCAUCACGGUGGAAGACGUGAACGACAAUUACCCGCGUUUCUUGGAGGAGCUGCACCAGGUGUCCAUCAAGGAGAACGCUGGCCGCGGCACCAUCGUGGCCACUCUGCGAGCGAAGGACGACGAUUUGGCCGGGAGCCCGGCGGCCACUCUAGUAUACGAAAUCACAUCCGGAAACGACGCCGGUCUGUUCCGCGUGGAGAAGAGCACCGGCGCGGUCCUGGUGAACGCGACCCUGGACUGCGACCUCGAGCCGGAGAUCUACAACCUGGUGGUGAUGGCGUGCGACAGCGACCCGGUCUCUCCGCUGUGCGCGCUGGCGAGGUUGAGGAUCCGUCUGGAGGACGUCAACGACAAUUCCCCGAAAUUCCCGGUUUCGGAGUACCUAGAGUUCGUCGGCGAGAACGAGCCGAUCGGCACGACCGUCUUCUCCGCCCGCGCCUCGGACUUGGACCGCGGUAUCUUCGGUUCCCUUAACUACUCGAUCGUGUCCGCCGCGGCGACCGGUUUCUCCGAAAUCGACGACAGCUGGAAGCUGUUCGCGGUGGACGGCAAGUCCGGCACGGUGACCACGCGAGCCGUGUUCGACUACGAGAUGCUGAACCGGUACGCCUUCACUCUGCGCGCGACGGACGCGGGCGGAAGGACCGCCGCCGUUCCGGUUAGAGUGGAGAUCGAGUCCAGGGACGAGUUCUAUCCGCAAUUCACCGAGAGGAUGUACAGGUUCGGCAUCAAGAGCGGGGCUCAGGUGCUGCCUGGGACUGUGAUCGGUCAGGUGACCGCGACGGACCGCGACAAAGGUCCGGACGGCAGGCUGGUCUACCAGCUGACGUCCCAGCACCCGUACUUCAAGCUGAACCGCACCACGGGAGCGUUGAUCGUGAAACAGAAGCUGCUGCACAUCGACAUGGACGUCGAGGAGUCCUCGAGGCUGGUGGUCAGCGCCAGUUCCGGCAGGCAAGGUUCGCUGUCUAACAUGACGGUGGUGGAGAUCACGUUGACCGACGACACCGCGUUGUCCACUCCGACCGACGUAGGCUCCAACAUGGCCGUGGCCGCGACGGGAGGCCUGGCGGAUUGGGCUCUAGGCUUGCUGAUCGCGCUGCUGCUGCUGGUGGUCGCUUUCGGGGCCGUUUUCCUGUACCUUCACCUGCGGAACCGAAGGCACAAGAAACCGGGCACGAAGCCGGGCCUGAACGGGGAGAGCAACGCCACCGCGUCGAACAGUUACGUCGACCCGAGCGCUUUCGACACCAUUCCGAUCAGAAGCGUGGCCGGCGUCGGUACGGCAGGGAACGGGGGAUCCGGGAACGGUAACGGGGGUGGCGGCGCUGCCUCCUGUCAGUUCGCGCCUCCGAAGUACGACGAGAUACCGCCGUACGGUACUUCCGGCCAGUCCGGACAGCAACAGGCCACCUCCGAAUUGUCCGGCAGCGACCAGUCCGGCUCGUCCGGCCGCGGCUCCGCCGAGGACGACGGCGAGGACGAGGAGAUCCGAAUGAUCAACGAAGGCCAGCAGACCGGGGACUCCGCGAGCGACCUGUCGGUUCACAAUACUCAGGAAUACUUAGCCAGGUUAGGUAUCGUCGACCCGCCGGCCGGCACGCCGAGGCGACCUCCGGAGGCGCUGCCCCUGAACAGCUUGCACCUGUUCGAGGACGAGGCCGCCACCGAGGCCGACAUCGCCACGUUGAUCUACGGGAAAAUCGGCGAGCCGGGGAGACCGAUGUCGGGCUUGGAGGUGCCCGGCGGCCCGUCCAUGAACGGUUCCCUGAGCUCGAUCGUGCACAGCGAGGAGGAGCUCACGGGAUCGUACAACUGGGACUACCUCUUGGACUGGGGUCCUCACUAUCAACCGCUCGCCCACGUAUUUAGCGAAAUCGCCAGGCUAAAGGACGACGCGGCCAGCGUGCAGAGCGGAAACUCGGGCAGCAGCGGGAAAACCAAGUCUGUACAUAAAGCUCCGCCCCCUCCUUUGCUCACCUCCGUUGCUCCUAGAUCAUUGGCGGCCCCGGCGCUGGCCAGGGGCAUCCUCCCGCGGUCACCGAUCAGUCACGACGCGUCAACGUUCCCUUCCGCCGCCCUCAGCCCGAGUUUCUCGCCGUCCCUGUCGCCGCUCGCCACUAGAAGUCCUAGCAUCAGUCCUUUGGUGCCGCCCGCCACGCAAAGGUCCAGUCAAAGUGCCAAUAGAGGAAUUCCUGUUACCGACGCGGAACUCAGGAUCUGAGGAUCCUCGCUGGACAAUCGUCGCGUCGCGUAUUAGUAUUAGUCGCGUGAUACUUCGACGUCGGGGCCGGAAAUGAGUUCUAGGCCGGCGACGAGGGGAUCCGAAUCGGAUUGACGGAUCGCCGGAAGGAGAGAAGUGUUUUAGUGUAGAACUCGAGGACUGAUCGUCUGAUCCAGGUGCGCGAUGUGUAUAAAUUAGUGACUUUAAGUUGACUAACCUUCGGGGGAGACCUCGAGGGCGCCAAGGUGCAAAUUUUCUACGCCCCCUCGUCCCACGUGAUAAGCGAGCGCCUCCUCUUCGCGUGUAUUAAUUUUCAUUUGUAGAUAAUUCUCGUGUUCUCGCGCUAUGCAAGGUACUUGACGCGGUGGAGUGUACUUACGAUACGCAUCGACGAUGCGAACAGGAGGCGAUCGCGCGUUGAUUCCUGUAAGUUAACAUUAUUACGUCCCCCAAUCCUUUCUCUCUCACUCUCUCUCUCUCUCUUUCUCUCCCUCUCUCUUUAUUUUGUACG